AUGGGGCUUGCAAAGGCACGGGCUAUUCAGCUUUCCGCCGUGUGUGUGGUGUGUGUGCUGUGCACUGCGGCGGUGAAGGUGGCGAUGGCGACAGGGGACGAUGGUCCUGGUGCGGCGUUCGCGUACGACGCUGACCGGGUGAGGCGCACCACCUGCUGCGACCUGGUAGGGCGGCACUGGCCGCUGCUGCGUCGCUGGCACCGUGACUGCGCUGGUGGCAGUGCGACGCUGGCGGGAAAGCUUGGCCGCUUCCAGGCGUCCCUUGCCGCUGCCGCAGAGCUGAGCGGCGGGACGAAGGUGUGCGACGAGAAGAAGCGCUCCCUCGGUGCCGGGUUCCUCGGCGCCUUCGUCGAGCAGCGCCUCUGCGUAGGCCUCCCUUCCACGCACACGGAGCUGGUGCGAAGUGUGUACGGUGUCUUUGUGGCGGAGAACCCCCUCGCCGAGGAUGACCUCACCACCCUCAUCAGCGAGGCGUGCGCCGGAGUCCAGCGCGAGGGAGUCGAGGCAUGGCGCCGCUCUCUGCAGCUGCAAGCCGUGCGGGAGGCGCAGCGGGCCAUUUGCGUGCACGAAUGCCUCAUGACACACUCUCCGUUUGAUGGUGAGGCGUACGAUCUUUGA
Messenger RNA from Trypanosoma grayi, 618 nucleotides. Its product is annotated as putative phosphomannomutase-like protein. The coding region runs from base 1 to 618 and encodes 205 amino acids. NCBI's taxonomy places the organism in Eukaryota, Euglenozoa, Kinetoplastea, Trypanosomatida, Trypanosomatidae. The transcript has a single exon. The record is from RefSeq and is a predicted model, not a curated record.